This is a messenger RNA of Gasterosteus aculeatus aculeatus (three-spined stickleback), 2116 nucleotides long. It is a transcript of the gene ada2b, whose product is annotated as adenosine deaminase 2b. NCBI's taxonomy places the organism in Eukaryota, Metazoa, Chordata, Actinopteri, Perciformes, Gasterosteidae. The record is from RefSeq and is a predicted model, not a curated record. Gene Ontology annotation, molecular function: adenosine deaminase activity. Gene Ontology annotation, biological process: inosine biosynthetic process; adenosine catabolic process.
AGUAUCACGUCCAAGCUCUUUUUCUUUUUUUCUUCCUAGCUCAAACAAUGUCCCAACAUUUAUUUUUGCAAUCAUGCUUCAUUCAUUAGUUUAUCACAUGGGGUUUGUUAGACAAAAAUGGCCCAAUUGUCCGGCGGCUCCGAGUAUUUCGCUGACUUCCUCGACUGACAGCGGAGAAGAGACACCGGACACCACGAGCUCCCCGACUCAGCCUCGACCCGAGGCCGACCUGCUCUCCCGGGUGGCGCCACGGAUCAUGUUCUAGCGUCCGCCUGCUGCACAGCGAGGACAUGGCGGUCCAAACCCCGCGGGCUCUGGUCUCCUGCGCGUCCCUCCUGUGGUUGGCGAGGGCGGCCGGCGGGAUACCGUUCCCCGCGCAGAGGGACCUGCUGAUGCGGCAGGAGGUGUCCAGGCAGAUGGGAGGCGGCGUGACGCUGACGGCGGCCGAGCAGAAGCUGGACGCUGACCUCCGUCGCUUAAAGGAGCGAGAGAUGUCCGCCGCGCGGUUCCCGCCGGCCCUCCACUUCUUCAAGGCCAGGCCUCUCAUCCAGCAGAGCCCGGUCUUCAAACUGCUGCAGAAGAUGCCCAAAGGCGCCGCGCUGCACGUCCACACCUCCUCGCUGGUCGGCGUGGAGUGGCUGGUGAAGAACGUCACCUACAGGCCCCACUGCCACAUCUGCUUCACCUGGGACAACUCGGUCCGCUUCCUCUUCUCCGAGCGCCGGCCGUUCCCUCGGUGGGACUGCUUCUACUGGCAGCUGCUCGGGACCCUGAGGGCCCGGAUAGGAGACACCUCGGGCUUCGAUAACAGUUUAAUGCAGCACCUCACGCUGUUCACCGAGGAUCCGGACGGCGAGUACCCGAGCCAGGAGGUGGUGUGGGAGAAGUUUGAGAAGGUCUUCAUCGCGGCCGCCGGCCUGAUCACCCACGCUCCCGUGCUGAGGGACUACUUCUACCGGGGCUUAGAGGAGCUCCUCCAGGACAACGUCAUGUACCUGGAACUCAGGAGCGGCCUCUCGAAGACGUAUGAGCUGGAUGGGACCGUUCAUGACACGGCCUGGACCCUCAGAACCUUCCAAGAGGUCACACGGAAGUUCGUAUCGGAUCAUCCGGACUUUCUCGGGGCUCGUGUCAUAUUUUCUGUGCACAGGGCUCUGAGUGUCUCCGAGGUCAAAGCAGCUGUGAAAGAAGCCAUUCAGUUGCAAACGGACUUCCCAGACGUGGUGGCAGGAUUCGACAUGGUCGGCAGGGAGGACGGCGGCCGCAGUCUUUGGUUCUUCAGGGACGCCCUUUCUCUGCCCGCUGAACUCGGGGUCACGCUGCCGUAUUUCUUUCACGCGGGGGAAACAGAUGACGACGGCACCGACGUGGAUCAGAACGUCCUCGACGCGCUCCUGUUCAACACCACGCGCAUCGGGCACGGCUACGCUCUGGCGCACCACCCGCUCGCCAAAGAGCUUUCCAGGAAAAGGAACGUGGCGGUGGAGCUGUGCCCCAUCUCAAACCAGGUGCUGAGGCUGGUCUCAGACCUCCGUAACCACCCGGCGGCUGUGCUGAUGUCCGAGGGUCACCCGAUGGUGAUCAGCUCCGACGACCCGUCUCUGUUCGGCACCACGGGCCUCUCCUACGACUUCUACGAGGCCUUUGUAGGCAUCGGAGGAUUGAAAGCUAACCUGGGCACUCUCAAAGAGCUGGCCCUUAACUCCAUCAGGUUCAGCUCGCUGCCGCCUCAUCUGAAGGACAAAGGACUCGUCAUGUGGCAGAAAAAAUGGGACGCCUUCAUCUUCCACCAUUCAUGACAACCAGACCGAAUUCUCUCCCACAUGAUGGAAAAAGCAAAAGUGUGUAUUUGGCCUUUGUUAAGCAACUACUACGCAGAAAGUGGACUUUAAAGCGGCAUGCUGGGGAGAAAUGAGACGCUCAAACAUCCUGCUCUGCCCUGCGCGGUUCACAGCUGCCCACAGACAAGAAAAAGGGAUUUUUACACACAAAAUCUGCCAUAGAAAAUGUUCACUUUUGACUUUUUUGUAUUCAGAACUUAGGAAAAGGAAGGUGUAACUGUAUUGCAGUUAAUUCUUUGGGGGGAAAAAAUAAAUAUUUAUCAUUUUAUGCCACA